GGAAAUCACUCUAAGCAUGCGUGGAUUUCAGAUGAGAAAUUGCUCGAAGAGAUAGGGACAGGAGUUGUGUUUACAUGUUUAAGCAACGAUGUAACAAUAUAAUAUGUUGCCAUUAUACCGUCUUAAAGUAUUUCUAGUGCUUUAUGAAAGUGGACCAUUCGCCAUGAUUUUUAAAAACCGACUCCCAUACGUUGCAACGAAUAAAUAUUCCAUAGACAGGUUAUCAUAAAAUCAUCAAAUAUGAAUCAGUCUAUGGAAAGUGCCCCUCCUGUCGAUAAUGACAUCAUCGAAAUCAUACCGAUGGAGGAGUAUGAUAGCAACAAGGCUAAGCUUCAGUGCUCAGUGUCCUGGAUUCUUGACAAGGCUUAUAGAGAUCAAGUACCAAGAGAACUCAGAGACCCCUUCUAUGAGACUCAGGAUGGUGUGUUGCACAUUAAGCCACAGUUGUUAAACCUGAUGGUUUCCAGUGAAAUUUACUGUCAAGCCUGCAACAAUAUGUUUGGUGACUCAUCUUUGCAAUGGCAAGGGACGUCGGGUCAUUCAAGUAUAAUACAAGUGCUGUCCAGAAAAGGAAUUUAUGUAGUUGAUGAAAGUGAUAAAGCUGUCACAGAGUCUGUGCUAAUUAAAUCAGCUCCCUUUGAUGUGGGUUCACACAUAGCCCUGAUAGAUGCUCUGAUGUUGGCCUAUGUCAGACAAACAGUCACCAUUGAGAGGGUAGUGCAGACGGUAAGGAGGUUUGCCACAUUUAAUGCUUCCAGUGAACUGCCAUCCAGCGUGGAAGAUGCCCUCUUGUUCUGGAUCAACAAAGUAUGUGUAGCCGUACAACUUAGUGUUAACAAGGAAGACAACCAGGUUUUAGAAGGGGAGACAAGUCAGAAGGUGAGAAUUGUAAGUAAAUCUGGAAUGAGCAUGAGGGAAUCUAUAAAUAUCCCGCUUAUAGAAGACAUUUCCCAGGACAUAGGAGACGGCUGUUCCUUGGCUGUUCUGAUCAGCUACUACUGCCCGUCUACUCUCAGUCGACAAGAUAUAUGUCUGAAGUCUAAUGUUGGCAUUGCCGACUCUCUGUAUAACUUACGACUGGUGAAAGAAUUCUGUGAUGAUAACAUACCAGGCAAGGCAUUUCAUCUGAUGUAUGAAGACUUCCUGUACAUGCACACCAAUCUCCAGCAGAAUGUGCAGGUGUUUCUGGCAGACCUCUUCUACUGGUUUGAAGUUCAGAAACUGGACUGUGUCCAUUGUGAACCAGGUUCCCGUCCCACCACUGCCAAGAAACUGACCAGUAAUGCCAUUCCCAACCUUCCCCCCAUCAGCAAUGUCACGAAACAGAGCUUUCACAAGACAUCUCUGGAUGAUGCUGGGGUUCCACGUAGUACAGCACAGAUGCCCCCCAGACAGCCUCUUCUGUACAAACGACAGUCUGCACCUGAGUCUGAUGUCAGUCAUCAAGGACAUGGUACUGGACAACCGAGACCAAAAUCUGCAGUGCUUGGCAAAGACAGGAAUGCUUUACACCAAUCAGUACUUGCAUGGCAGGAGGACAACCAACAGUUAGAUAGCAGAGUGACAAAACUAAGUGGAGAAAACAAUUUACUGGCUAAUGUUAGUAUAGACUCAGAGUUAAUGGAAAGUUUUACUGACGAUCAGCUGGGAAGUCUUGAUUUUGAUUUAAGUGACACACCCCCUCCUACACUUCCAUCCAUGAAGGAGACUAGGAAUUUGGCUUCAAAUUUACGUGAUCAAAAUCAUCCGGAUUAUAUGGAAAUACAAAGUGUAACAUCUGGAACUUUAACAAAUAGAACACUUCAUCAGGGAGAAGAAUUGAGACCAGAAAGUGAUAAUAGCAUGUUGGAAAAACCACCAACACAUGAAGACUUGCUGAACGAAUUCAGUGCUCAAAUCGACCACAAAGGCAAUAGACAAGGUAAAAGUGAACACUAUGAACCAUUGUUACCUGCAAAAUUGAAGCCUUGUAAAGAAGCAAUAAAUAACCAUAGCAAAGAGCAGGAGAGAGGAGAACAUUCAUUAUCAAGUAAAUCUAUGAAAACCAUUGAGGUGGAUCCAGGAUCUUCAAGUGUGUUAAGUGAACGUAGUGACAGCAGUAGCUCCGUUCCUGUGACUCCCCUUCCUGAAGACCAGCUCUCAGACCAGGAUGUGCCGAAACAACCAAGAUACACUGCAUUCACGGUCAAUGCAGAUUUAUCUCAAGUCAUGGAAUCUCCACGGAGUGCAUUAUCUACAGCACGGGUUUAUGGUGAUACUGCUGAAUCAGUCAAACUGAGCUACACUGUGUCAAAUGGGGCCACUCCAGAAUCAGCCAGGGCAGCUGGUAUCCCUGUGGUAAGUGACAGUGGGGACCAGUCUUGGAGGAGUAGGGGCUCAAGAGAGGGAAGUGUGGCUAGCAGUAGAAGCUCUGCAGACAAUUCUGACCAUGAGUCACACAAAAUUCACUAUGACCAGAAAGGCAGUGAAAACAAAGACAAGAUCAGAGAACAGUCACCCCCAAAGUCAUUCACAAAAUUCGAAUCCAAAGAUAAUACUGUGUUUCAAAAGCCGAAAAUGAUUGUGAGAAGUAAGACCACAGUCUCACCGAAAAAAGAACCCUCCAAGAAUUUAACCACUAAUUUUGCUGAAAUUAAAAGAAUGAAAAAUGUACAAGGUAAUGUUGACAAUUCUGGAAUGGUGUACAUGCAGCAUGGUCAUGAAGUGAAUAAUAAAGCUAUGCAGAGUUCAUCUACCCAGAUCAUCAGCAGAAACAACCAAGACUCGCCUUCACCUAGUAGGACAACGUGGCAGCAAACCAGCACAUUAAAAUCUCCAGAUCAAACAAGUGAUUCGUCAGAAAACAGUGAUACAAACCGCCCUGUGUUGUCGGAACUUACUGAAAUUAGACUUAAGUUAGAGGAAAAAAGAAAACAAAUAGAAAGAAAGAAGACCAGAAUUGAAGUUCAACAACAAAAGCAAAGACAGAGAUUGGGUAAAACAGCUUUUCUUCAUGUUGUCACCAAGCCUAUGGAGGAAGAGGAGAUGUCAGAUGGGCACAGUUCACAUGGAAGUGAAGCCUCCUUACCAGGUAGUGAAGAAGCCGCAUGUUCAAUGUCAGACAAAGGUCGUCCUGCAUCACUAACCGAUGGGAAAACUUCUGUAACACCUCAAGGCAACCGAGCAUUCUCAAGAGAAGGGAUACAGCAAACAAUUGAAAAUGUAAGGAAAAAGUGGUUUCAAGAAGACAAGGAUGAGAGAAUUCCACAAUUAGAAACAAAUGAGAUAGUGAGUAAAAGAGGGAGUAGUCCUCCUCAGAAAGGAGGAGGUGUUAAUUCAGCUGCACCAGAAAAUAAAGAAACACUGCCUCCAAAACAACAAAUUUCUGAAACACUACCUCCAAAACAAGUUUCUGAAGCACAAAAGAUCGAUAUCUCAGAUAAGGAAACAACAGAAGCUUCAGAAUUGGACAACCCAUCUGUAUACAGUCAGAAAUUAGAGAAACUGGAUCAUGAUUUGAAUGAUUUAAAAGGAGAGAUUUUGAGGAUGUCUCUAGAACAGGAACAGUUUAAUGGGAGUCCAGUAGUUACUUCAAUAGCAGCUUCAUCAUCAGCUACCAAAUCUAGAUAUAUAAUGGACACUCCACAGAAGAAGCCGCAGGGAAAACCAUUCCAAACUCCAGAUCUCGCCUCUUCAAAGCACAUGGACAUGAACACGCCAGAGAGAAUUCAGCAUGGGACGCCAGUGGUCUGUUGUCCAGGUGGAUAUGCAGGACAUAUUGAUCCCAGUCUCCCUACACCAGAGAGGGUUGUAAUGGGAGGAGGUGUAGCUCAGUACCCACAAGGACUUCCACCCCAGAUGCCUGUUACACAACCAUUCCAGCCACAAGUCCUGCCCCACCCUGCACCAUACAAUGGGCCGAGUCAGUUCACUCCUAUACCACAUACACAGGUGCCAUACAGUGGUUUCCACACUCAUGGCACCACUCCAUUCCCACAACCUCAGUUUCCCCCUACACCUCCCCAGGCCUACCAACAAUCCCCACCAUAUGCUGUAAAUCCCAAUUUGGUAUCACCUCAUAGUCAGUAUGGGAUGCAUGGAAUUUACCAUUUGUCUCCCCAACAAUUCCCUCCCCACUCUCACAUCACAUCCACUGUACCAGCUCACCCCCCUGUCUCAUUUAUGAAUGCCCCUAAUCACACAGGAGCUCAAGUAUUUCAUCCAAAUUUAGACAGUAAUGUCAUCCCAUCCAUGCCGUCUGUAUCUCAGGCUGAAAAGCCUGCUACUUCUAGUGCUUUCCGUGAUGGUGGUCUCAGUAAAGAGGAAACACCUAGUCUGGCAAACACAAGCAUGCAUGACUCGUCCCAGAACAAAAGUGAUCUACAAAGUGAUAUUUCUGGUGAGCAGAAUGGAUUUUUUGUGUCAUUUGGAGAAAAUUCUCCGAAUUCUCCUAAAGUUAAACCCAAAUUUUCAAGUGCUAAAAUUCAAAGGGCAGUAACUCCUGAACCAGCUAGUCUACAAAACCAAACACAACAUUCAUCUCCACAGAAUCAGUCUAGUCAACUGAAUGUCCUUGAUAUGUCAGGUACAGAGGGGAAUACUUCUGUGAAUUCUCAGCAGCACAACACUUCUCAACAAGAUUCAUCUGGCAUUGGGUUUGUGAUAGGGGGAAAGCAGGAAAACCUCACAAAGUCAAUGGAAGAUGAACUAAAUAGGAAGAAGGAAAAGCUUAUACAAAUGCAGAUCAAACGCAGAGAGGAGCAAGACAAAAAACGACAGUAUAAAGAAUUAGAGAUGGCUCGUAAAAAAGAACAAGAGAGAAUUAAGCAGGAGGAAGCUGAGAGAAGGAAAGCUAGUGAAAAAGCACGGAGAGAGGAAAUAUUCCGACAAUAUCAGGACAAUAAAAAUCGUGAAGAUGAUGACUACGCACGUCCAGUCCGCAGAAACAGAUCCCAGACUCGAGAAAAGCAACGUCCUAAGUCUAUGUUUGUUAAGGGAGAGUCUGGAUCAGUGGAAGGUUUGCAUUCCCAUAGUUCUCAAGAGGAUCUGUCUUCUCACGCUUUCACUAUCAGUCCAGGUCACAAAGGACCUUUGGGUGUUGGUCCUAGAAAACCCCCAAGCUUAGCACCACGCCCAGGAAACAUUCGAAAAGCAGCAUCGUGUAACACUCUAUCUACAUCCACUGAAGGCAAGCUGACUUACAGAAGACCACCAUCACCAGAUCUGGUUCGCUUGAAGGGGAAAGGAAGAGGUAGUGCAGACAGUAGUGAAUCGGGAUCAGAUUAUGCAGGACCUAAAUUGUUUGUGAAACCAAGCUCCAAGUCAAACCGUCACAUCAUCAUUAAUGCCAUCAGUCAAUGUGUGUUAGCAGGGCCUGUCAAUGCAGAUCAGAAAAACAAAAUUCUGGAGGUUCUGGCCAAAUCAGAUGCCAAGCAUUUUUUGAUUCUGUUCCGAGACCACUCCUGUCAGUUCCGCGGACUUUACAACUUUGAUCCAGAUAUUGAGGAAUCCUACAAAAUCCAUGGAAUAGGACCCAAACAAAUCUCCAGCAAAAUGAUAGAAAGAUUCUACAAAUACAACUCAGGAGGCAAAAGCUUCAGUGAGGUGACAUCCACCAAACAUUUGUCUGUAUCAAUAGACGCCAUAGUUAUACACAACGCCUUAUGGAAGACAUCAGCCAAACCUCCUCACAAAAAGUGAAGCCAGUCAGCAGAAAAGGAAAUCAAGUUGUGAUAGUUCUCAAGCUGGUGUCAUCAUCAUCCACAGUUUAUCCCAUUUUUUAAUUUGCAGCAUAGUUUGAAUUAACCUCUCAAGAAAAAUGCUUCAUGCAGUGUUGACUAUGGUCAUUCAUAAAGUGGAUGGCAUGGAUGACUGAAAUUUGAAAUGGCUUUAAUGAAGGAGAGUGUAAUCAUACUCAUUUACAUAGCUUUUGCUACUCUUUCUUGUACUCAUUCUGUCUCAUGCCAUAUUCUGUUCCUACGUACUCAGUUUUCAGGAAUAUUUAUUUUUUGCUUUCCCUAUCUACCAUAUAAAACUUAUUUGCUUUUCAUCAGAAUUAUUCAUUCCAAAUACACUAUGCAUUAAAUUUUACUUGCAUAUAUUCGAGUUGUGAGGCAGAUUUUCCCCCUCUUAGAAUCACACUAUUUAAUCAAGACAUUCCUAUAUGGUUUAGCAGCUGCAAUUCCUAGUACUGUAUAGAGCUUAUCCAGUAGAUUCACUGUGCUUCAGAGCCACAUAUGCAUGUCAUGGUUUUAGUUCAAGUUAAAACAAGAAGUUCUGGAAAUCUUUUUUGGAAGGUAUCAGGAACUUAAAUGUAUACAUAGAUGAGUGCAUUAACUGGUCUGCAUCUUCGUUCCUUUGCAGAGUGUGCAACACUGUAGUAAAGAGAUUCUGGAAUGAUGAUGUCAGCAGUUGACUAAUCGAACUUGCACAUACAAUGUGUUCAUAUAUUGUUUUGCAAAGUUUGAUUUUUUUUAGGAGGGAUACUGUUUGGCAUUGCUGAAAAAAAAAUACAUGUAAUUUUGCAUCAUUCUGACUGUGAUAUUUUUUCUUGCCAUUUCCACUAUCCCACCUUUGUAUUUCACAUAAUGAAUGGGAAGUCUAUUAAUCUAUGUAUAUUAGAUUUUAAUUUGAGAGUUAAUGAUUUUUUUGAGAUAAGGGCAUUUCUGUCUUAACAGUAAAGUAAAUACGAACAUAAUUAAGACAUGUUGUAAUAGGAAGAUCUGGGAUUAUAUUAAAAAAAAAUUCCAAUGCCCCAGACUUAUUUUAUGCAGAUGGGUUGAUGGCAGGUACCUUUGUGAAUUGAUUCAUUCAUAUUUAGCUUAUCUACUUGGCUAUAGACUUGGUGAUCUUUUCUGAUCUAAAUUUGUCUUGUCAUUGCUGGGUGGCAGCAUCGUUAUCAUCAACUUUUCAUAUUUUUGACUUCCUCUCCAGAACCACUAGACCAAUUUUAUAGUUUACUUGUGAGAAGCAUUUCACAAGGCAGAUGUCUGAUUUGCCUACUCUCAUGUAAUUAGAUGAAAUAAUAAGCGAAUCCAACACUUCAGACACACACAAUAUAUGAGAAUUCUUUAAAACUUUUCCCUCAAGAACCAUGAGGAUUUAGUGGUAAUUUAGUGCUGUAAUCUUGUAGCGUAGAUUAAAAUUUCCUUGAAGCCACGUAAUGCAUGGAGAUUCUAUUGUGUUGAAGCCAUAACCCCAAGGUCUUUGGCAGGACAACAAUACAGGUUUGAAGUUUUACAUUGAAGUAAGAAAAGUCAUCGUAAAAAAUGACUAAGGUACAGCAAGCUGAAUUGAUAUGCAACGUUCUCCUGUAGAUUCCAAUUGGUUAAAAUAUGGGAUCACAAUAGGGGUCGAGUGUUUAUAUUGGAUUGCGCUAUGGUGUCCCAGACUCUCUGUAUGAACAAUAACUCAAGUGAGCAGUGUGGCCCAUGGACCUCUUAUAAGAUUUUUUCAGUAUUUUUUAUCAAAAUGAAGUUUUACAAUUAGUACAUAUAUAGAUUUUAAUAAAUAUAUAUACUUUAAUCAGUCUUAUGUUCAAAAUGAAAGAAAUGUGUUCUGGAUGUACAUAUUAUCUCAGUAAUUUCUUAAUUUAGGUUUUGAUGAUUCAAUAUAUUGAUCAUAUCACUGCUUAAUGGCAAAUUUUAUUUUCUGGGUUGUGAUUUUUUUUGUGUUCAGCAUGAAUUUUUUAAAUUCAUUUGACACCUCAUGUGCUUUAUUUUGUGGAUAUGAAUGUAAAGAUGCAUGAAAGCUUAUUUGUGAAUAAUAUCUGAAAUAUUUUAUUCUUUAUCAAUACAAUGUCGAUAUUUUGUGUGUUCUCAAUAAUAUUUAUUUUCCUUGUGACAUGGAUCAGAGAAAUAAUUCUGCGGACACUAUAAGUACUCUGUAGUACAUACAGUAUUUGUCUCAUGGUCUCAAAAUAGAACUAUGUGAAUGACACUGAAUAAUGUACAUUGUAAUAUUGGGCAUUGUGGCUACUCUGUAGUUUAAAGGAUGGGCUUGUCAAUAUUUGCUCGAUUCUGCUGCAUUACUAAAAGUGGUGUUAAGCUUUCUUCAUUUAUUAAAACAAUUUCUGUGAUUUAGAUGCUAGGAUCUCGGAUUAUAAUAAAUAGUUGUUCCAGCAAAGAAUUCCAAGUGCUUUUCCUCCUCCUUGAGGUGAUUUAUUGCAUUGAUUUCACAAAGUGUGAAGAUGUCUGUGUAUUGUGAAGAGGUUGUACAACAGUUACCCAAGAUCUGUUUGUAACUGUGCAGCUUAAUCUGUAGGUUGUAAUUUUUAUUAUUGUUAUAUAUUUAUUUGUAAAAGUAAAGUUUUGAUAAUGCAAACUG
Molecule: messenger RNA, 8304 nt
Organism: Ostrea edulis (European flat oyster)
Lineage: Eukaryota; Metazoa; Mollusca; Bivalvia; Ostreida; Ostreidae
Product: calmodulin-regulated spectrin-associated protein 1-B-like
Exons: 18
Coding region: 241-5679 (1812 amino acids)
Biological process (GO): negative regulation of microtubule depolymerization; cytoplasmic microtubule organization; neuron projection development
Cellular component (GO): microtubule minus-end
Molecular function (GO): spectrin binding; microtubule minus-end binding; calmodulin binding
Source: RefSeq, a predicted model, not a curated record